AUGGACUCCUCCUCGACCAGCAGCACGUCGAUGAUGAUGAUGGCCGUGUUCCAGAACACGAUGGCGACGCCUCUGUACUCGACGGCGUGGACGCCGAACGGCGUCGGCACGUACGCGGCGACGUGCAUCUUCCUGAUCGUGCUGGGCGCGGUGAUGCGGGGCCUGCUGGCGGCCAAGACGGUGCAGGAGAGCCGGUGGCUCGACCGGGAGCUCAACCGGCGCUUCGUCGCCGUCCAGGGCAAGCUUCCCGCCGCGGAGCAGGUGUCGAGCGACAGCCUCGCCAAGCGCAUGACGCUGACCGAGAACGGCGUCGAGGAGAACGUCAUGGUCGUCGGCAAGAAGGGCCUGGUCGCGAGGCCCUGGAGGCUGUCGGUCGAUCCCAUCCGCGCUGUCAUUGAUACCAUUAUCGCUGGUGUUGGCUAUCUUCUCAUGUUGGCAGUUAUGACCAUGAACGUUGGCUACUUCCUUUCAGUACUCGGUGGUGUCUUCGUCGGCAGUAUGCUGGUGGGUCGAUACACCAUCGCCGCAGAGCACUAG
Truncatella angustata is the source of this 537-nucleotide messenger RNA. RefSeq names its product Ctr copper transporter. Gene Ontology annotation, molecular function: copper ion transmembrane transporter activity. Lineage: Eukaryota; Fungi; Ascomycota; Sordariomycetes; Amphisphaeriales; Sporocadaceae. The coding region runs from base 1 to 537 and encodes 178 amino acids. The transcript has 2 exons. Gene Ontology annotation, cellular component: plasma membrane. The record is from RefSeq and is a predicted model, not a curated record. Gene Ontology annotation, biological process: copper ion transmembrane transport; intracellular copper ion homeostasis.